UCACAGUGUGGGAAGAGCUUCAGGUACCAGUGUCAUCUCAAAAUACACCAGCGCAUUCACACUGGAGAGAAACCGUAUCAGUGCUCACAGUGUGGGAAGAGCUUCAGUACCCGGGGUGCUCUAAAAAUACACCAGCGCAUUCACACUGGAGAGAAAUUGUAUCAGUGCUCACAGUGUGGCAAGAGCUUUAAGUUUCAGAGUGCUUUCAAAAGACACCAGCACAUUCACACUGGAGAGAAACCAUAUCAGUGCUCACAGUGUGGGAAGAGUUUUAAUCAACAGAGUGCUCUCAAAACACACCAGCGCAUUCACACUGGAGUGAAACCAUAUCAGUGCUCACAGUGUGGGAAGAGCUUUAGGUGUCUGGGUGCUCUUAAAAAACACCAGCGCAUUCACACUGGAGAGAAACCAUAUCAGUGCUCACAGUGUGGAAAAAGUUUUAAUCAACAGACUUAUCUCAAAAUACACCAGCGCAUUCACACUGGAGAGAAACCGUAUCAGUGUUCACAGUGUGGAAAAAGUUUUAAUCAACAGAGUCAUCUCAAAAAACACCAGCGCAUUCACACUGGAGAGAAACCGUAUCAGUGCUCACAGUGUGAGAAGAGUUUUAACAGACAGGAAUCUCUUAAAAAACACCAGCGCAUUCACACUGGAGAGAAACCGUAUCAGUGCUCACAGUGUGAGAAGAGUUUUAAGCAACCGGGUAAUCUCAAAACACACCAGCGCAUUCACAGAGGAGAGAAACCGUAUCAGUGUUCACAGUGUGGAAAAAGUUUUAAU
This is a messenger RNA of Trichomycterus rosablanca, 780 nucleotides long. Its product is annotated as zinc finger protein 180-like. The record is from RefSeq and is a predicted model, not a curated record. Gene Ontology annotation, molecular function: RNA polymerase II cis-regulatory region sequence-specific DNA binding; DNA-binding transcription repressor activity, RNA polymerase II-specific. NCBI's taxonomy places the organism in Eukaryota, Metazoa, Chordata, Actinopteri, Siluriformes, Trichomycteridae. The annotation marks the transcript as partial. The transcript has a single exon. Gene Ontology annotation, cellular component: nucleoplasm. Gene Ontology annotation, biological process: regulation of transcription by RNA polymerase II.